AUGGCCCCGCCGGCAGUCCUGAUGGUCGGCACGGGCGAGUACACGACCGGCUUCGUCUCGGGGGCGCCGUCCACGUCAGACAAGAAAGUAGGUGUUGUGGGAUUGACGCUCUUCGACCUCCGCCGCCGGGGCAAAGUCUCGGACCUGGCCAUGGUCGGCGUCUCCGGCCACAAAUUCCCGGCCAUCCGCGCGCAUCUCCAGAAGAACAUCUCGGAAGCGUACAACGGGCUCGAUGUGUCCUUCCAGUCCUUCCCGCCCGACGACCAAUCGGACCCCAACGCCUUCAAGACCGCCAUCGACGCCCUGCCACACGGGUCGGCCGUGACCAUCUUCACCCCGGAUUCGACGCACUACGACAUCGCAAAGUACGCCAUCGAGCGCGGUCACCACGUUCUCGUGACCAAGCCCGCCACCAAGCUGCUGGCGCACCAUCUGGAUCUGCUCGUGCUGGCCGAGAAGCACAAGGUGCUGGUGUACGUCGAGCACCACAAGCGCUUCGACCCGGCGUACGCGGACGCGCGGUUCAAGGCCCGGACCCUCGGUGACUUCAACUACUUCUACAGUUACAUGUCGCAGCCCAAGUCGCAGCUCGAGACGUUCAAGGCCUGGGCCGGCCGCGAGUCCGACAUCUCGUACUACCUCAACUCGCACCACGUCGACAUCUGCGAGUGGAUGGUCCGCGACGCCGGGUGGCGACCUUCCACCGUGCGCGCCAGUGCGAGUCUCGGCAUCUCGGAAACUGUGGGCUGCGUCAAGGGCACCGAGGACACCAUCACCCUGCUGGUCGACUGGACGCGUCCCGGUGAUGACAAGCGCGCUACGGGCAUCUACACGGCCAGCUGGACCGCGCCGAUGAACGCCGGCGUCCACUCGCAGCAGCACUUCCACUACAUCGCCUCCAAGGGCGAGAUCAACGUUAACCAGGCGAAGAGGGGUUACGACGUGGUGGACGAGAACGAUCGGUCCGGCAGUUCCUUGAAGUGGUACAACCCCUUCUAUAUGCGGUAUGCGCCUGACGAGGAAGGCAACUUCAACGGCCAGAGCGGGUACGGGUACGUGAGCUUCGAGAAGUUCAUCGACGGCGUCACCGCAGUGAAUGAGGGCAGAGUCACGCUCGAUCAGCUGGACAAGAGAGGCUUGCCCACGCUGCGGAACACCGUCCUCACGACGGCCAUCUUGGAAGCGGGACGCAGGAGUCUGGACGAAGGUGGCCGGUCGGUCGAGAUCGUCGUGGGCGACCAUGACAACGUGGAGCUCAAGUGA
Messenger RNA from Fonsecaea erecta, 1263 nucleotides. RefSeq lists its product as hypothetical. Gene Ontology annotation, molecular function: nucleotide binding; hydroxymethylglutaryl-CoA reductase (NADPH) activity. Bases 1 to 1263 code for a protein of 420 amino acids. Lineage: Eukaryota; Fungi; Ascomycota; Eurotiomycetes; Chaetothyriales; Herpotrichiellaceae. The transcript is spliced from 2 exons. Gene Ontology annotation, biological process: NADPH regeneration. The record is from RefSeq and is a predicted model, not a curated record. Gene Ontology annotation, cellular component: cytoplasm.